Closterium sp. NIES-67 is the source of this 2119-nucleotide messenger RNA. NCBI's taxonomy places the organism in Eukaryota, Viridiplantae, Streptophyta, Zygnematophyceae, Desmidiales, Closteriaceae. The record is from the annotation of a GenBank genome assembly.
UUCAAGUCUCGGAACUACCUACCAUGGCUUCUUUCCUGCGCUCCUGUUUCCUUCUGGUGGUCUUCAUCUUCGGUCUAACCGCGGCUAGCAUUACCGCUCAAGCAGAGCCGCGGGACAGACGGCGGCUUCAGGCGACCCCGGCAGCCACAGCGGGCCCAAAAUGCGUGAACGCUUUUCCCCGUCGCCCGCUGUGCAAGUUCGUCAACAACCUUGCGACGCGCGUUAUCGAGACGCUCGAUGGCACCAAGCCACUCACCAUCGGCGCGUAUCAGAUAUACCAGAAAUUCCACCGCGACCUGCCGCCCACGAAGCAGUACGCGUACGGCACGAGCGCCCAGAAGGCGUCGUACCCAGGCCCGACGAUCGUGGGCCGCGUGGGCAUCGACACGACGGUGACGUGGGAGAACAAACUGACGGACAACAUGCACAUGUUCAAGGUCGACCCGACCAUCAUGAUGGGCUACAAGAUGCCGUCCAAGGGCGUCCCCAUCGUCGUUCACCGCCACGGCGGCAGCCAGCAGAGCUUCUACGACGGCCACCCGCUCGCGUGGUUCACGCAGUACGGCGAGAAGGGCCCCACCUACACCACUAACGUGUACAAAUACGUCAACGACGAGGCGUCGACCAUCUGGUACCACGACCACGUGGGCGGCAUGACGCGUCUGAACGUUGUCGCGGGCCUCGCGGGCCUUUUCAUCGUGACCGAUCCGAAAGUGGAGGCGAAAUUCGCGUCGUGGAUGCCGCCUGCCAGCCGCACGGUCCCGCUCGCGAUCGCCGAUCGGCUGUUUUUUGCGGACGGGUCGAUCAACUAUCCUACUGUGGGAAUUGUGCCUAGUGUUCAUCCCAACUGGGUGCCCGAGUACCUUGGCGACACGAAUAUCGUGAACGGCCUGGUGUGGCCUUUCUUGAAGGUUCGCCCCGCGAUGUACCGGUUCAAGCUGCUCGGCGCAUCCAACGCGCGCUUGUACGACCUCCGCUUCGUGUGCGCGCAGCGUGCUGAUUACCCCAACUUCACGCCCCCGCUCAAGGGCUCCGUCCUCGAUAUUAUCCAGAUCGGUAGCGAUGGUGGGUAUUUAGCGAAACCCGUCUACUCCAAAUCUCUCCUCCUCAUCCCUGGCGCGCGUCACGACGUUCUGGUGGACUUUUCCAACCUGCCCGCGAACUGCCGGGAUGUGAUUCUGACCAAUAGCGCUCCCGCACCGUACCCCGCUGGCGUGGCCCCCGACGCCAACAUUGGUUUGGUCAUGCGCUUCGUCCUGACCAAUCGCAAGCGCUUCCCGGCUCCCGCAAUCCCCAACCAGAUCUCGUACAUCCCUCCUCUGGACUACAAGACGGUGGCCAACGUGCGAUGGCACCGCCUGAUGGAGGAGAUGGAUCCCAAGACCAACCUCCCCAUCCGCGUCACCAUCGAUGGCCUGGGCUUUGGCGACCCCACCAAGGACUUCCCCAAGGAGAACUCCAACGAGAUUUGGAACUUCAUCAACCUGUCAGUUGAUGCCCACCCCAUCCACCUUCACCUCAUCGACCACCGCCCCAUCUCGCGCCGCCCGUUUGACGUCAUGGCGUACAACGCAGGCCGGUGCACCUUCACCGGCAAGAAGACCAAGCCCUCGUGCUUCACUGGGCCAAGGAUCUGGGUGGAUCCCAGCGAGAAGGGGUGGAAGGACACCACUCUGGCGUAUCCUGGGCAGGUGCUGACGAUCUGGACUGGGUGGCACGAUAACAAUGGGCUGUCGUUUAAGUUUGAUUCGACAGUCGGGCCGGGGUAUGUGUACCACUGCCACAUGCUGGAGCAUGAGGAUAAUGACAUGAUGCGGCCGUACAAGCUGGUGAAGUGAUGGUGAUGGCACAUGACACAUGAUGUGACUGUACAAGCUGGUGAAGAAGUAGGCUGGUAUAUGAGGGCAGUACUGGUAUGAGGCUGUCAGGGUUGGGACAGGUCUAGUUAUGGGGUGUUAUUGUUAAUUUGGUGGUUGCUAUUAGAGCAAUUUCGACCUUCUAGGUGGUCAAGGAAUACGUAGACGGAUGUAAUUGGGGUAGUGUAAUGGUCAACUGCUUAAGUUCGAUUGCAAUGUGUAGGAUGUACCAAAUCCCAACUGAAAUUAUUAUGAAGGACAAU